UGGGUGUCCGAAGCCUCUAACUGUCAGAGGCUGGGAGUGGAUGACCGGGUGGAUAACUCAGUAAUUGCCAUGUUCUGCUUAUUCCCUCUAAAGCAUCUGGCACUGGCCAGUCGGAAGACAAGAUACUGUGCUAGAUGGACCAUUAGUCUGACCCAGUUUCGCCAUUCUUAUAUAAUGACUGCACUUUCUUUAUUUGCAUCAACAACUUGGCUUAAUUUGAAUGUUUGAGUUCAAUUGCAUUUAAAUCUCCACCACCAUUAAAGAAUUUAGUCUUCUGAGGUGUAGAUGGGCUGGGAUCUUCCCAAACUGAGACAGCAGCUUGAAUACACAAGCAGAGACUAAAAUUGACAUAUAAUGCUUAUUGCUUGGUUUUCAGUGCCCCUGACAAGGUAUGAACCUCUCUCUCCACACACAGGAGGACCCGGUCCCUUACAUUAAUGAAUUUUGUGUAUGGGAGACUAUACAGUACACUUGGUCGUAAAUUACAAUUAGGUUAGUAUUGAUUAUAAAUCAGACAGCACUAGAAUGAAAUCACUGGAGCCAGUAUUUCACCCUAUAUGAGCCUGAUCCUUAGUUGGUGUAAAUCAGUAUAGUUCCAUGAAAAGAGGACGUGGUCCAGUGUAGCAUUUGAACAGGGAGAAAAUGUUUAAAAUGUAGACCCCCUAAAAGUUAAGGGCUUUCCAGUAGAAAUAUUGGCACAACUUCAGGUAGACAACACCAGCAGAGCAUAAGGCAAGUGUCCAAAUCUAGUAUCCCAUUUGAACUGCUAACCGGAUUUGAAUUUUCAAUAAAUAUUAAAACCAGUUGUUUAAUCCAUUGAGUGAAGACUUUUCCAGUCUUACUCCCUUACACUUUAUAUUUCUUGUAGUAGUAGAAUAUCUUGAGAUCCUUGAAACGCACCUAUUCUUCAAUUCUCUAUUUUUAUAUGAUAACUCUUUGCUGUCAGCUGUCACUUCCUUGUGAAAAGCCUAUACCUGGCACUGGCAUCAAUCAGGUAGUAUUUCUAUUCUGGAAAGCUUCGUUUCCUAUCUGUAUUAAGGGAAGAUGCGUACAACCACUGCUCAAUAAUAACCUGAUAUAUAAACUGGAUCUUUAACCGUAGUCAGCUUCCAGUUCAGGAAGGGAAUAAGACUGGCUCAGUGAUUUGAAGUAAACCUAUUAAUAGGUUUAAAAAAAACCCACUUAUGUUUGAGACAGGAACACAACCUGCUACUGGGAAGUGCAUUGGUACUAAUGCAGAAACUCCUGCUUCAUCUAGCACAAGGGUUGAGAUCUUCAAAGUACACUUGGGACAUUUAGACACAUUCUCCCCUCUUACUCCUGGGAUCUUGCCAAAGCCCGUGAGCCUGCUGAAAAUUUGUAUCCAGGAGGAAGUUAACUAGUGGGACAGCCAGAAAGCAUAAGCUUUGUUAGUGAUUGGACUCGGCCGGGGGCCUGGUAAAAGUAAAGAAAUGAACGUGAGCAAGAGUAUAUGAACAUCUUCGCAAAACAACUUGUGAUUCUUCUGCUAACCAGAAAUUCUUCUCUACUGAGUGCUUUUGAAACUCUCACCCCUAAGCUACUUAACUGCACAGGUCCCGUUGAAAGUCAGUGGUACUUAUUCUCCUGAGUCCCUUUUGGGAAUCCAUAAUGGUGUAAAUGUGCACGCAGAGGACUUCUAACCACCUGCUUCAAAGGCAACCUGCUAAAUCCUGUGCUGGGUUGCUGCACGAGGCUUUGAAUACAAUCUAAUUUGUUGAGCUGAGCUCUAAAGAUCGAACCAAUACUUUCUUUUUUUUCCUAACCAAGCUAUGAAAAUGUUUUUAAGUCUUUAAAAUAGAUUGUAGUGCAAAUAUAGUAAGGUCUCCUGUUAAGUUGAAUGGAAUCUUCCUUAAGGGAAGGCACCGCAGGUGUUUUGAUUUCAGCCAAAUGAGUAGCCCUUUAAAUUGUGAGUUGUCCCAGCAGAAAAGCCAGCCUCCUGAGAGUGCAGCCAAUGGGAGCAAGAGAAAGAUGGCCUGUUGCUGUCUGUUGCUUACAAGCUGUCUUCCUGCUGCUGCUGCUGCACUGCACCAGGGAAGGGAUGGCUGCUGUUACUGGCUUGCUGGAGUGGGUUUUUGGCCUGUACUUUCUCACUCAUAUUCCCAUCACUUUAAUGAUAGACCUGCAAGCACUUGUACCUGGAGCUGGCAUCCACCCUCAGAGUCUGACGGAGUUGUUAAAAUGGUACGCAGUUACCUUUAAAGAUCCCAUGAUGCUGGAGCCCCCUGCAUGGUUUAAGUCAUUUAUAUAUUGUGAAGCCUUCUUACAAAUGCCUUUCUUUCCCAUUGCAGCCUAUGCAUUCUUAAAAGGUGGCUGCAAAUGGAUACGGACUCCAGCAAUGAUCUACUCCAGUCAUGUAGCUACAACUGUAUUUCCUAUCCUUGCACACAUCCUGUUUCAUGAUUUCUCAGCAUCCAAGCAUCAGGGUCCAGAGACACAGCAGGAACGCCUUACUCUGUUAUCCAUCUAUGUGCCGUAUUUGCUGAUUCCAGUUCUGAUCCUGUUUACCAUGUUGUACAGCCCCCAAUACAACCAGGUGGAGAAAAGGAAAAAGAACUAAUGGUGAAUCAAAACAGCCUAAACAUUUAGCCCCAUAUGUUCUCUGAAUCUUCUCCGUCCAGCUCCUGUGGGAUAAGUACCCAUCUAGUGCAGGCUGCUGCCCCAAUUCACACCGGUAUGAGUCCCAAAUAGAAGGCUUGAAUUGGCUGGAAGUCCCUGCUCUUCCCAAAACAAGUAGCCAUUCCCCCUGCUGCUGUGGCUAGAGGGACCUAACUUCUCUGGGGCUGGCAAAUGGGUGUUUUUCCAUCAGUGCGAACAAAAUAAAGAAGUAAAGCCUUUGACGUACAAUACUGAAACUAGAGCACUGCACUUGCGUUCUGCCUCCUUUUCAGCUGCUCUCCUCUCAUAGUAAAUAUAUCUGUGUGAGAAACCAGGGAUCCCCCGUCUGUUUAAAAAUAAGACACACGAGAGGCUGCAUAACUGUGUGUUAUGACUUAAUUAACUACAAGCAGCUGGGGAGCAGAGAGAGGAACAUGUUGUUCUGUAUCAUUAUUAUUAGACGUAAAAACAGGGUCUGGUUCUGCCCUCAGAUACAUAUGCACGCUCCCAUUGGCUUAGGUAUGGCUGGGGCAGAACCUGGCCCAUGAAAGUUAAGAGUCUGAUGGAGUAUAUGUUAAUGCAACCAAGUCACCUAGUUGUGUAAGUCUUAAAAUUUCAUAACUUUGAACUUGUGGGUCAAAACUCUAGCCACUUCAUUAUGUAUGUUUGAUUUUGUGCCUGGCCACACUGGCUCCAAGCCCUCAAACAGCCCCUUAUAUACCAUUGCCUUCCAUCUGGAAUAACACUAUGAUCCUUUUUUAAAGAUUCUGCAUGUGCCAGCUCCAUUUUUGAUUAUGAAGUUGAAUCACCAGUUUGAGUAAAUUUCAAGAUCUGCCUGAUUUCUGAAUGCUAAAACGUAACCUACUUUGACAUACAUCUGCUUUUUUGUAUAGCACCUUUCUUCCCAAAGGGUCCUGAAAUCUUUUCCUAAUUGUGUAUGAGGGAUCUUUUCACCUGCUUCUGACCUGUAGCAUCCCUCCCAGCAGUCCUGGGUUUCGUGGGGCUGUCCUACUUUGACCCCAAGCCUGUCUCAGUUGAAGUGAACAUUUCCCACAUUCAGGACUGCCUGGGGAGGGGCAGUUUGUCCUGAGCCUGCCGUUUGAGAGGGCCCCAAACCUAGUGGUGGUGUGACCUGGUGCAGGGCAUUGCAGCGUGACUUAGGUUUGGCCUGUCCCCCCUUUUAUUUCCAUCUACAGAGGGGCAGAUGGCCCAAACCUGAGUGGCACUGCAUCCACCUUUUAGCCACUUGAAAGGUUGAGGUAAGCUGCAGCUGCACCUGGGAUGAAAUGCACAAAUGCAGUCCAGUCUUCUGUUCCAAAUCUCUUCCAAAAGGUUGAGCAUUAGCCUCGAAAUGGUGGUAACAUCACUUGUUUAUGAUGUCAAGGAUUAUUCUGUCAUCCAAGUGCCAGGGUCUAAAUUACAAAGGCUGACAGUUUCAUGCCUGGUUGCCUACACGUAGGCACAUCUAAACACUUAAUAAGCAGCCUGACUUCUAUGUCAGGUGCUGAGCACCUGCAACUUCUGUUGACCUUAACGCAGAGGUGGGCAAACUACAGCCUGCGGGACCAUCCUGCCUGGCCCCUGAAUUCCUGGCCAGGGAGGCUAGCCCGUCCCCUCCCCUGCAACCUCAGCAUGAUGUGACGUCAAUGCUCUGGCUCACUGCUCCUGCCGGGCAGGGCGGCAGUAUGGUUGUAAGCUUCUGCUGCUCUGAGUGGUGUGGUAAGAGGGCAGAGAGCGGGUGGGGAGAGUCGGCUAAGGGGUAGAGGGUCCAGUCAGGGGACAGAGGGUGGUUGGAUGGUGCAGAGGUUUGGGGGCAGGGAGAUCAGGAGAUGGGGAGCAGGGGGCGUUGGAGGGUUCUGAGCAGGGCAGUCAUGGGGUGGGAAGUGGGUGGGGGCCAGGCUGUUUGGGGAGGCACAGCCUUCCCUAUCCAGCCCUCCAUGAAGUUUCACAACAGCGAUGUGACCGUUGGGCCAAAAAGUUUGCCCACUCCUGCCUUAACAGGAUUUGGGAGGGCUCAGCUCUUCUGGAAAUCAGUCCAUUCAUACUCAGAUAUCUAAAUGUGGAUUUUGGAACCUAGCUUUAGGCAUCCAUUGUCUAAAUCUGUUUACACUUAACAUCUGCUCAUGCCACAAAGACUUCAGGCUGGGCUGUCGUAUUAGUUGGCAGCUUAGAGCACUGUUAAAAAUUCCCAGGAACCUGUCUGUGAGCCUCAGGCAUAAUCCAUCUUGAAUUCUGCUGUAUGUUUUCCAGUUUGGGAUUGUCGUGAGUGGGUUCUGUAAGUCACAAACUUGCCUGUGUUUUUUUUUUUUUAAACUGGACAGCAAUUCUCUUCUGUCAGUCCAAAUAAAAACAAGCUGUUGGUGCUGCUUA
This is a messenger RNA of Dermochelys coriacea (leatherback sea turtle), 4986 nucleotides long. It is a transcript of the gene TMEM97, whose product is annotated as transmembrane protein 97. Gene Ontology annotation, cellular component: endoplasmic reticulum. The record is from RefSeq and is a predicted model, not a curated record. The coding region runs from base 1973 to 2578 and encodes 201 amino acids. The transcript is spliced from 3 exons. NCBI's taxonomy places the organism in Eukaryota, Metazoa, Chordata, Testudines, Dermochelyidae.